AUGAAGUGCCACCAAGGAAAGCUCAUGUCAAGCUCCGUGGGUGCUCGUCCCAUUGCCUUCGCAGCUCUCGCCCUCUGCACAGUCCUCGCAGGGACAUGGAGAGGAUCGUGGCGGCAGACCAACAGACAAGGACCGACCUCUUCUGUGCUCGAGACUCUUGAUCAUCCUGAGCCCCUCGAACCUGUCUCAAACUGCGUCUUCGAUCCCACUCUUGGGACCACUCACUGUCACAGCGGUCGCCUUUACUUCAAUGGCUGCACAACCCCAGGAUGCACUUCGGUGACGGGCGUGCAGCAGCAGGAGUACUCGCAGGAGUACAGCGGGAAGCAGAUGUACACGAGACAGCAGGCGAAGACGCUCGGAGUGGAUCCGAGUGAGGGACGAGACGGGCAGAUCUAUGACACGGUUACAUUGGGAGAAAUGUUCCACCAUCCCCAGGCAGCCGAGGAGCGAUAUGAUGAUCCUUCCAGUGCUGUCCUCUACUUCCCGACGCACUUUGACCCAAGAACGGCUCCACCCGAGGAAGUGAAGCGAGCAGGCGGCAUAGGCAACCUGGAAGAGAACGUUGCUGCCUUAGCAGAAGCCCUGUCGUCCAACACGAUCAGCUUGCAGCGGCUGCUGGACAAGCAGAGGUACAUGAAGCAGGACUGGAAGAGCGUCACAGUCCGAGCUAAGGGAUUGCAUGCUGUGCGGGGACCUCGAGGACCUCCGGGGUUGAUGGGUCUGCCUGGACCGGCUGGGGAGAGAGGAGUCCCAGGAACCAUGGGCCCUCCCGGCUUCCCAGGUCUCCCGGGCGAGAACGUCGAGGGACCUCCUGGACCUCCUGGUGCUGAGGAUGAAGAAACGGAGGAAGAACCUAAAGAGGAAGAACAAGUUGAUAGCGAAGAGACUGAGGGGACGGAAGCAAAGGGACCCGCUAGGAUCCAGCUACAUCGACAGUAUGUCAUGGGGAAAGAGCAUGUGCAUGCGAUUCAGUCGCAAGCAAAGCGCAGUGUUGAGUCUACAGCACAAAAACUUCGUGAUCUACAGGAUGACAUCGACAGGAUCUCAGCAAGAAACUCUGUCCUCAACCAUUUCACAAAGCACAUUCUCAAGACCAUCAAACCAGCUGUACGCGCACCUCAUCCUCCUCCUUCGCCCCAUGAGGACUCGACCACGGACUCUCCAUUGGCCAGGGGCGUCCAGUACAUCCUGCAGUACAUUCCGUUCGGACAACCCGUGCCUCAUGGCGCCAUUCCUGCGAGUGCUGUGCACUGA
Messenger RNA from Guillardia theta CCMP2712, 1257 nucleotides. RefSeq lists its product as hypothetical. NCBI's taxonomy places the organism in Eukaryota, Cryptophyceae, Pyrenomonadales, Geminigeraceae. The record is from RefSeq and is a predicted model, not a curated record. The transcript has 4 exons. Bases 1 to 1257 code for a protein of 418 amino acids.